GCGUUUGACGAGGCAUCUAAGGCUUUCGCCCUAAUAAUCGUUAUCAUCGUGACCGAAUCCUAGCGGCUCGCUGGCUCAAUAAAUUUACAAGCGAGUGACCGGACCAGCAAACGGGAUGCAAUAGGAAUCGGAGAUGACUGGGAACCUGACAAGAACUGCUGCCGCCAUGUGGACCGAUGCCCUCGUAACUGUCACGCCGACGUGUCGCAAACGUGUGCUGAAAGGGAGAAACCCAGGUCUUCGAACUUCCUCCGGAAUCGGCACCGUUUCGGCAUGCGUUUAAAAGCCGAAGGCAAUGCCGUCCAACAGGCAAUUUGCGUCGCAGCUCACAAUGACCGCACUGACCGUAGCUAGUUUUACCUUGCUGGUUGUCCUGCACUUCGGCUCGGCAUCUGAGCAGCAGCCGGAGUUAAACAAGUGCUCUGCGUUUGCAGAUUAUGGGCAUACUGGAGAAGAUCAUGUAAGCCGGCAGCGGCGGAGGAGCUUUAAAAAGGCCGGUAUCAUUGCAGCACCUGGCGGCGUAGGGAUGCGGCUGCGGGAGGCCGCGGGAGGCGCUGUCGUCGCCAGCGAGGGCGGCGCGCUCGGCGAGUUGAGAAGGAAAAGCAGUGCUAAGCAGGAGGUGGGCAUCAACUCAUUUAUCGAAAUCGCCAACGUCACUGUCAAGUACGCAAGAGUAUCGAAGAAAGUGGAGGUUAAUGCCGUGAUCAGGGUGAACAAAACCUUCGGUUCCAGUCCGGCUUUGGAAAUCUACGUCAGUGCUGUGGACGAGAACUCACGCUCGUGCAACCUCAGCGCUUCGCCGGAAGAGCUGAAUCUCUGCGAUGGAACAACGCGUACAGAAAAAAAGCUGACCUCUGAAUGGAACAACGAGUGCCCCAUAGAAGCAGGUACCUACAACGGUGAGCUGUCAUUCAAGGUUCGACCCUCCAGAACGGCCAAGUCUUGCCUAAAGGACAACCCUCUACUUGUCACGUUGAAAAUUAGGGACGAAGGCACCAUUCUGGAUUGCGUGUCUUUCCAUGUCACCACUCAUCGCUAGUGAAGAAACCUUUUGAAAUAUGGAAAUGGCUAUUACUUCAAUCCAAAAAGAGUGCUCAAGACUAUUCAAGUAUGCUGACGUAGAUGUUUUCACACUUCGGCUCCACACUGAUAAACGAUUUCUGAGAAGGUCGGAUGAUUGAUUUUGUUCAAACCUACUGAAAGAUGCGAAUAAAGAAAAGCUGAGACUAUAAGA
Molecule: messenger RNA, 1234 nt
Organism: Rhipicephalus sanguineus (brown dog tick)
Lineage: Eukaryota; Metazoa; Arthropoda; Arachnida; Ixodida; Ixodidae
Exons: 5
Coding region: 296-1039 (247 amino acids)
Source: RefSeq, a predicted model, not a curated record